AUGGCCGUCGUCACUUACGACGACGUGCGCGUCGUCGAGCCCGUCGCCGUCGUCGACGCGCCGGACCUGAAAAUCACGGAGUACAUCGGCAAUGUUGCUAGCGUGACGCCAGAGAUCAGCGCCUGCGUCUGCGAGGUCAAGAAGGCGACGUCCGAGGCGCCGCAGACGCCGGCCUUCGACGAGUACGUGCUCGUGCUCGAGGGAUCCGUGCGGCUCGAGCACGCCAAGGGCACGACGGUCGUGACCGCGGGCCAGGGCGCGGUCCUCAAAGCGGGCACGCGCGUCAAGUGGGUCUGGCCCGGGCCCUGCAAGUACGUGCCCAUCUGCCUGCCCGGCUUCACGCCGACGAACUGCGGCCGCGAGGACGACGGCGGCCUCCACGCGAAGACGUCCGCGGCCAUGGACUACCUGCACGAGCUCCACGCGAAGGCGAAGCACCCCUGGCUCUACCACUGCGCGCAGAAGGCGCUCUGGGACAAGGCGAAGGCGGACGGCGCCGUCUACUACCCGCCGACCUACGGCCAGGACGGCUUCACGCACGCGACGGCGGAUCCCGCGAAGCUGCUCGGCGUGCUCAACUGGUUCUACAAACCGACGCAGGGCGACUGGGUCUGCCUGCGCAUGAGCGCCAAGAGCCUGAGCGCCGCGGGCGUCGAGACGAAGUUCGAGGCCGUCGCGCCCGUCGGCGACAUCCCCGCGCUCCCCGACGCGGCCUCCGGCGGCGAGCUCUUCCCGCACCUCCACGGCGGCAUCCCGCCCGCCGCGGUCCUCGAGGAGUACGCCAUCGUCCGCCGCGGCGACGGCUCCUUCGCGUCCUGCCCCGGCGUCACGGACGUCGCCUCGACGCCCUUCGCCGCGGCGAAGAAGGCCGCCGUCGCCGCCGCCGCCAUCGCCGCGCUCCUGGUCCUCGCGCGCCGCCGCUGA
Aureococcus anophagefferens is the source of this 924-nucleotide messenger RNA. RefSeq lists its product as hypothetical. The coding region runs from base 1 to 924 and encodes 307 amino acids. The record is from RefSeq and is a predicted model, not a curated record. NCBI's taxonomy places the organism in Eukaryota, Pelagophyceae, Pelagomonadales, Pelagomonadaceae. The transcript has a single exon.